GGACUCGAAACCUCGAGUCUCAGACAGUACCUAGUGUAUGGUAAAAGCGCUCCAAGUGGGUCUCAAUCUCGGUCUACUUAUAACAAUUAUUGUACUAGUGGUGUCUAUUGCACAGGCCACUCUCGAUUUUCUUGAAUGAGCUUGCGUUUUUGGUAAAGUCCUUUACAAUAUGACAGCUUCUGAAUUUAUUACUAAUUUUUUACCAAUGAAUACAGAGAGAAAAACCGCGAAUGCUGUUGGGGGCAAGACUGCGAGGGCUUGUGAUAGCUGUUUGCGUAAAAGGGCUCGAUGGUACUGUGCUGCAGAUGAUGCAUUUCUUUGUCAGGUGUGUGAUUCGCUGGUGCAUUCUGCUAACCAGUUGGCAAGUCGGCAUGAUAGGGUUCGACUCAAGACGGCCUCGUUUAAGCAGUCUGAGUCGACGUCUGGUGAUGAUUUGGUACCGGCUUGGCAGGGGUUCACGCGUAAGGCAAGAACCCCGAGGCAUACUAAGCCGGGACUGAAUAGCCAUUUUAAAGACAAGGAGAGGAUCAUAAACACGUCUUCUCUUGUCCCGAAGAUGGGGAGUGAAGAAGUGUCUGAGGAGGAUGAGACAGAGGCACAGCUUCUGUAUCGCGUUCCAAUUUUUGAUCCAUUUGCUGCUGAGCUUUGUAAUGUGUCCACUGAAGUAGAGAACCUACUUGUGGAUGAUUGUAAAUCUGAGCCCGUCAUUAAUCAUAAUGAGCUAAAUGCGUUUUUAUCUUCUAAUGAUGGAAAUGAAGGAGCUUGUGACUUGGACAAUCUUCCGCUUUUUCUCCCAUCUGAAAUGGAGCUUGAGGAGUUUGCUGCUGACGUUGAGACCUUAUUGGGAAAAGGGUUCGAUGAGGAGUCAUGCGGAAUUGAGGCAUUAGGGCUUAUUGAAUGCAAAGAAGAGAAUGUUACUGAAAACAAUUUUCAAGGAAGUGGAGUAAAAGUUGAAGAUGAAGAGCAAGCAAUCAUAGCUUCUCAUUUCGAUCCUGGACUGGAUGGAUCAGCAGAGACCAUAGAUUGGGACUUUGACUAUGAUUCACCGAUGACCGGUGAAGAGCACGAGGAGGUAAAGGUUGAGGUCGUGGCGCCUAGUGAGACAACAAACAGCGACGCUAAAGAAGGGGGAAAGAAAAUGUUUUUGAGGCUUAACUACGAUGAAGUCAUUACUUCUUGGGACAACAAAGGAUGUCCAUGGACGUCUGGAGUCCGGCCUGAGUUUAAUCCUGACGAUUGCUGGACUGACUUCAUGGGGCUGUAUGCUCCGAGCACUCAACAGCCUUAUGGAAGUGAAGGAGGACGGAAUGAUGGUGGACGAGAAGCCAGAGUGUCGAGGUACAGAGAGAAGAGGAGGACAAGACUGUUUUCGAAGAAGAUAAGAUAUGAAGUCAGAAAGUUAAAUGCGGAGAAAAGACCAAGAAUGAAAGGCCGUUUUGUGAAGAGGACAUCAUUUGCAGGAGGAUCUGCAGCUUUACCAUACCAGAUAAACAAAUAAUACGAGAUCACUUCUAUUGAUCACUAGUCUGUGAUCAGUUCUUAAUUAUGAAUUAAUCAACCUCCUAGUUUGCUUGUUUUUCUUUUGGCAAAAUUGGAUGACUUCAGUUAGGAUAUAAUAUGAGAUCAAUAAUAUGUUUUAUCGCGUAAAAACGUAGAUGACCUUCAAUGUUUGUUUUUGUUUUUGUACUUAAAUGUACGUACAGCUUAAAGCAUAGCAUUCUAUCCAGCUGCUUUUGAAUAUUGAUGUAUGUAAAAUUUAAAAUUUAUAUGUAAAAUAGAUUUCUCUUGACACUA
Molecule: messenger RNA, 1794 nt
Organism: Daucus carota subsp. sativus
Lineage: Eukaryota; Viridiplantae; Streptophyta; Magnoliopsida; Apiales; Apiaceae
Product: zinc finger protein CONSTANS-LIKE 16
Exons: 2
Coding region: 170-1498 (442 amino acids)
Biological process (GO): regulation of DNA-templated transcription
Cellular component (GO): nucleus
Molecular function (GO): protein binding; zinc ion binding
Source: RefSeq, a predicted model, not a curated record